AUGGAUUUUUACGAGGAUGAACAAGUCAACAAUAGAUCCAGAGAUCAAAAUUGGGGUGAAACGGAGGGUGAAGCGGUUGUCCGGGCAAGCCACGACCCUGCUACCGGAGACCUGAGAGCACUACACAACCUGAGGGCCCUGGAGACCUGCAGCCAUGUGUCUGCCUCUUUUAAUACCAUCCAGACAGACAUCCAGCCUCACAUGAGGAGGAUACUAGCAGUGUGGAUGUUUCAGGUGUGUGAGGAGCAGAAAUGUGAGGAAGAGGUGUUUCCAUUGGCCGUGCAUUACCUGGACUGUUACCUGAGCCGGUUUGCCAUUAAGAAGUCCAACCUACAGCUCUUGGGGGCUGUGUCCAUGUUCCUAGCCUCCAAAAUGAGAGAGACUGUCCCUCUGACUGCCAGCAAGCUUUGCAUCUAUACUGAAAACUCAAUUUCAGUCUCAGACAUCCUGCAGUGGGAGGUGGCAGUGGUGUCCAGGUUAGACUGGUGUCUGGCCUCUGUGGUACCCUCUGACUUCCUGGAGCCAGUUCUUCAAGCUCUCCCCUUUGUUCCACCAAACCACCACCAGAACGUGCGUAAGCAUGUUCACUCCUACAUUGCUCUGACGGCUAUAGACUGCAAGUUUUCAGUGUUCUUACCCUCCACUGUUGCAUGUGCCUGUGUGAGCAUUGCUACGCAAAGGCUAAAGUUAGUGGACGACUCCUCUGAUUCAGUGAUGAAGUUUUUGGCAAACCUUCUGGUCAUUGAUCUGCGUUGUGUUCUCCUGUGCUAUGAGCAACUACAGGGUGUGUUGGAGCUCAGCCUGCCCUCUUGUUUCCAGGCUAGUGUUUGCAGAUCAGGGGAAUGCAGCUCAGAGAUCAGCUACACCCCAGCUGACAUUCAGGAUGUUGUAUUGACACCGGUGACAUCACCCGAGGAAAUGAAGCUGUAA
Molecule: messenger RNA, 930 nt
Organism: Scomber japonicus (chub mackerel)
Lineage: Eukaryota; Metazoa; Chordata; Actinopteri; Scombriformes; Scombridae
Gene: ccnd3
Product: cyclin D3
Exons: 5
Coding region: 1-930 (309 amino acids)
Biological process (GO): regulation of cyclin-dependent protein serine/threonine kinase activity; positive regulation of G1/S transition of mitotic cell cycle; mitotic cell cycle phase transition
Cellular component (GO): cytoplasm; cyclin-dependent protein kinase holoenzyme complex; nucleus
Molecular function (GO): cyclin-dependent protein serine/threonine kinase regulator activity
Source: RefSeq, a predicted model, not a curated record